AUGGUCGAGAUAAACCAUGUUCAAGAGAGAUCAAAUUUUCUAAACUCUUCUACGAUCGAAGAAAAGACAGUUUGUCCAUAUAAACCAAUAAGCGGAAAUAUAUCAAUAGAUGUUCACGAGAACGAAGAAGAGCAAGUCCGAUACGCCUGGGAUGAAAAAUCAAAAGGCCAGAUUCUUGGCGCGUACUACAUCGGUUACACGAUUAUGCAGAUUCCAGGCGCCUGGGCGGGCCAAAAAUACGGACAUGUUAAAACACUGACGAUAUCAUUUUUCGCCACUGGAUUCUUGACCUCUCUUAUUCCCUGUGUCAUUCUCCAGCUGGAAGACGCGCUUGCAGUCAAAUUUUUCAUCUUCGUUCGAGUGCUCAUCGGUUUCUUACAGGGCUGCAUCUACCCUGUUUUCAUGGGUCUGUGGGGGAGCUGGGCGCCUUCAAAGGAGCUUAGCCGACUUGUGUCGAUUCAAUUUGCGGGAGCGGGAAUCGGAAUGGCCGUGACCUACCCAAUUGAUGGCUGGCUGGCGAAAGAACUCGGAUGGCAAUCCAUUUUCUACUUUACAGGUGCUGUUUCGAUGUUAUUUGCAGCAGCUCUCGGGUACUUUUGCUUCGACACGCCAGCAGAGCAUAAAAAAAUCUCACAAGAAGAGCUCACUCUGAUAACUUCCGAAAGAAAUGGAACGAAAAAUGAACGAUUAACAAUUCCGUGGGCAAGUAUUAUGACGAGCGUUCCAGUUUGGGCAAUUAUUCUCGCUCAUGGCGCCGGAAAUUAUGGAAUUUUUGUCAUGUCAAGCUACAUGCCGAGUUACUUGCACGAGCAAAUUCAUUUUAACAUCGAAUCUGCUGCGAUUCUAACUGCCAUUCCAGCGCUUUUGAAUCCCGUCAUGACGCUUCUUUCCGGAAUAGUGUCCGAUUUCCUUGUCGGCCAGCGGCAAAUGAAGACUACAACGGUUAGAAAAAUAAUGUCUACGAGUGGGCUUUGCGUGGCUGGCAGUUCGAUCGCUCUUGCUGGUCAUGUUGGCUGCAAUGCACCGAUGAUAGUUUUCUUCCUUUCUUUUUCGUUGUCGUUCAAUGGAGUCACUUGCAGCGGUUUUAAGGCGAAUCACGUGGAAAUUGCGCCGGGUCUUUCCGGAUUAACCUUCGCUAUGGCUAGGGAAACUCGAUGA
Oikopleura dioica is the source of this 1158-nucleotide messenger RNA. Lineage: Eukaryota; Metazoa; Chordata; Appendicularia; Copelata; Oikopleuridae. The record is from the annotation of a GenBank genome assembly.